Molecule: messenger RNA, 1570 nt
Organism: Lycium ferocissimum
Lineage: Eukaryota; Viridiplantae; Streptophyta; Magnoliopsida; Solanales; Solanaceae
Product: cytochrome c-type biogenesis protein CcmE homolog, mitochondrial-like
Exons: 2
Coding region: 181-954 (257 amino acids)
Biological process (GO): protein-heme linkage; cytochrome complex assembly
Cellular component (GO): plasma membrane
Molecular function (GO): heme binding
Source: RefSeq, a predicted model, not a curated record
AAAACCAUUAACACCUGCUGGUUGAAAAAUAAGAAACGGAAUCCCAGGCGGCUAGAGCCUGGAAGAAGCAACCUCUGUGUGACCACGCUCUCUACAUUCUUCCUCCUCCAACAAAACACAAAUCACAACACUUGAGAGAUCCCCUUAAACCCUAACCCUAAUUCCUUCCACAAUAUCUCAAUGGCUUCGAAACUCUCUUCUCGUUUAGCUUCUCGUCUUGCUUCCCAUAUCCUGCAUUCCCCCAAAUCUCACCACCCUUUAAUUUCCCUUGUCCACAAAUCCCAGCCCGGCCCGCCCAUCUACACCCUCCAUUCCUUAUCCACACUCUCCCGGCCCGCCCGUUCCCACCGUUCAGCCCGGCCGGAUAUCGCAACCAAAGCCCGUCAACUCCAAACUCGCCGCUUAUGGACUUACGCUAUCACCUUCAGUUGCAUAGCUGGUUUCAUAGUAAUAGUCCUUAACCAAUUCCAAGACCAGCUCGUAUUCUACUUAACCCCAACAGAUGCCUUACUAAAACACUCCCAAAACCCUACAAAAUCCAAGUUCCGUCUCGGUGGAUUAGUACUCGAAAACAGCUUAACAUCAAUACCCAAUUCACCUGAAAUGGAAUUUGUUAUUACCGAUUUGAUUACUGAUAUUUUGGUUAAGUAUGAUGGGUCGUUGCCCGAUUUGUUCCGGGAAGGGCAUUCGGUUGUAGUGGAAGGGUUUAUAAAGCCUUUUACGGAGGAAAUGAGGGAGAAAGAGAGAGGGGUUUUGAGUGAGAGGAAGUUAGAGGUUACGGGGAAAGCCAGAAGUGGGGAUUGUUAUUUUGCGGCGAGUGAAGUGUUGGCGAAACACGAUGAGAAGUAUAUGCCGGCUGAAGUUGCAGCUGCACUUGAAAAGAAUAAGAAGUUGCUUAGUGAGAUGGAAGGGAAUGUGGAUGAGGGUGAUGGUGCUGCUACAGCGAGAGCAUAAUGCAAUCUCUUUCACAAAAAUAGCACUAGAAGCAUUGUGGUCGUUGGUGUUUUUUCUAUGAUCAUGUUACAGGAACAGCAAUGAAUGUGUGCAAAAUUUUCUAGGCUUGGCUUAUGUAGAGGUUUGAGCGGAAAAAAGAGUAGAAUAGGUUAAAGUUGACUUCUGGAAUAGGCAAAAGGCUUUCUACGUUUUGGAGGCAAUUAUGGGGUAGAAUUCUAGACGUGUUUUAUGUCUUUGAUGGGGCUUCUAUACAUGCUUAUCGUUGGCUAAUUAGAAACUAGUUAUCCAAAAUGUGCAACCGAAAAACGAAAUGAGACAUUAAAUUUUAUAGACGAAAAAUAGGUUUUGGAGGCCAGUAUGAGUAGAAUUCUGGACGUGUUUUGGUUCUUUAAUGGGGCUCUAGUUAUGCUGGCUGCUGGCUAACUAGAAACAAUUUACCCAAUUUGUAAAUUGAAGAGGAAAACAAGAUACUUUAUUUUGAUAGGUAAAUGGUCGGAUGGUGAUUCAAUGAAAAAGAAGCCUGGAACCAAAGCUUAUAAGUCUUGGAAGUCAUUAUGGGUACAAUUGUAGACUUGUUUUGGCUCUUUGAUAGUUUUGUCAUGCUGCUUAUUAGAAA